Paramuricea clavata is the source of this 14552-nucleotide messenger RNA. NCBI's taxonomy places the organism in Eukaryota, Metazoa, Cnidaria, Anthozoa, Malacalcyonacea, Plexauridae. The record is from the annotation of a GenBank genome assembly.
GGUCGCUGGUGGUAUGACAAGUCAUCUAGUAACAUACGCGUAUUGUCAAGCAUUUAAUGAUUUAUUGGACAAUAUUAAAGUGAUUCAAUAUCUUUUUGAAAAAGCAGUACGAGGAGACAGACAGAAAGACAUGACCAAAGGUAAAAACUAAUGUUUCAAAUAUUUUAAAAAUAGACUUUUAAAUGUUUUGGUUUUAGUUAUAAACGCAUGACUACGAGCAUGCAGGUCUAUGUUCGUAAUGUUAUUGCUGAUGGUCAUUUUCAUUUUUAGAGGAGUUUACAAAAGUAGCACGAAAACAUUUUUUGGUGAGUGCAUCGUACAACUAUAUACAGUAUAAUUACAAACGGAUUUGGCGUUCGUGCACUAAUUUGACACAGUAUACAUAUACUGUACAGGCUGAAAUUUUAAUAUAUAAUCACAUUUUUAUGCUGUCUAUUUAUGCAUUUUAAAUGACAGGUGCGUAGGUUGUACACUAAUGCUCAUUGCAUGCCAUCCACGUUUCAAUACUAUAAUGAACAGCACCCGAACAAGCCACACUGCUAAAGGCUGCGCGGUGUUUGGUAAGAGUCAAAAUGGAUGUCAGGACUCAGGAGUGGGAAAAAUAGUCGCAGGAAAUGUUAAACAGCUGCUGGAAUUUUUUCAUAUUAAAAUUUUGAAAAUUUGAAAGAAACCCUUAAUUUACACUUAAUGUUCCGCCAACUUAUGGUUCACAGACAUCAUUCCCUGAAUUUAAAAGUAUGGUCAACUAGGACACUGUGUUUAGCCACAGAUACUGUAGUACCACAAAGAUUAUUUAGGAGAAUAAGGCGAGAGUAUAAACGUCGAUCAACAGCAAAUUAAUGCUGUUGUUUAAAGAAAAAUUUAGGAGAUUAAUUAAGACGAUACUAUAAACCCAGGUCACACUACACAACGAUAACGAUGCGAUAACUUGUAUACGCGCGCUGAUUGGUCAAAAAUUUAUCGUUAUCGUUCGACUGAAAAAAAAUUCGCUCGGGUGAGCGAUUUUAAAAUCGUUAUCGUCAAACGAUAACUUUAUCAUUUUCUUUGUGGUGUGGACACCAACAUAAUUUCUUUGCCAAUCGUCGCGUGUUUACAAGUUGUCGUAUCGUUAUCGUUGUGUAUACAACUGCAGUGUGACCGGGCCUUAAGGCGAGAAUAUACUGUAAACAUUAAACAACGGAACUCUCAAUUUCUGCAGAAGCGUUCUGGUGUGACCUGCUCUUGCUCUACUUCUAAUUAUAGUCGAGUUUCUGUAUUUUCUGCUUACUAGAUAAAUCCAUUGCAAAUCGAUAUUUUGUUUCACCUGUGUGGUUUAAGGCAUGGCACUGGGUAAGUUUCUUAGUUUAUUUUGAUGACAUGACUGUUAUAGCAAGUGAUGAAAGAGUAAUGCAUUGUAGCUUGCACAACCGAAAUCUUUUGACAUGCAAACUAGUCAAGUAGCCCCUACGGUUUUGACCUAUAUUAUCGUACAUCCAACAAGGGACCAACCAGCGCUUGCAUGUUUACACUUUAAUUCCUUCUACAGUAAAGCAUUCAGAGCGCGUCAAAACGGGUUUGGAAAGAGAUGACUGUACAGUAUAUCUUCCAAAAGAGUAUCUCCCUCUUUUUUGGCGGUGACGUGGCUAAGUUGCUUUUUGUAAACAAACGAAAGCAUCCCAAGCGAUUGAAAGCAUCUCCCCUGCUUAUAAUUGCGUCAUUGUUAAGACCCGCGAAAAAGAAAGUAGUACAGUAUAAGAAAAAUAUAAAUUAUAGUAUUUAUUUCCACUAACCUUUCAGUGGUUUGGUGGUAUACAGUUUCCGGCUACUACACACAUACAGUAUAUGUUCAGGUUAGAUUCCUGGUAAGACCGUUUUAUCACAGGUUUUAUUUACAUUUUUAAAACUAGAACUUUAAACAGGCCUCCGUUAGAGUAGGGGUUGGGUUUAAGAUUGUUAGGGUAGGCUAUAUGGGCAUCGGGACGCCCCCAACUGCUUGGGAUGCUUUCAUUUGAUUGCGGAAAGGAAUUGCGGUGGGGGCUUAUUUUCCAUGCUGUGGUUCUGUACUGGGGGGCUUCUUAGAAGUGGGGCCUAAAAAGAGGCUGGGGCUAAAUCAAUUUUCACGUUUUCUUUGUUAUCUUAAAAAAAAUUACAGAAUCAUCAUCAUUUAUUUAUUUAUUCAACUUCGCCAGGUAAAAUUACACGAAUGCAUGACAUGCAUACAAUACAAAUGCAAUAUUAUACAGUAGUUUUUCAAGUGACGAAUGGCGGGGACACCAAACAGUUAAAACCAAUUAUACUGUGGGCCAUUAUUAGUAUAUAUUUGGAGAAGUUUCCAUACAAUUUACAAUUAUUUAGUCAAAUCAGUAAACGCUACCUACAUAGCACAUUAUAUGAUUGAACAUUUAAAGGAGACACGUUGAGAUUUCGGCUUCUGAAGUCAAUAUAUACUGUAAGUAACUGUUGAAACAUUGGCUCAUCCAUGGUUGUAAUUUUCUCAGGGAUUGCAAUAUUACAUUUGUUUAUUAAGCUAGAGAGGCGAGCGGAAACAUGUCUGAUGUAGGAUUUUGUUUUUACCAGUCGUAUUUCCUUGCUUGAUUUGGAUCACAUUAUUCCCAAACCUAAUGUCUUCAAAGUUUAUUCGGCGGAAAAUCAUCAGGUAUUUAUCAUACUUGUUACAUAUAUUCAUGAGUUUAUUCACGUUUUAUACUGUAGAUUCACUCGUGUAUUCUCUACUGGAUGUGUUCUCUCAUUUUCUCUUGCUUUACUAGUUCACUCAGCACUCGUAUUUUCCUCAAGAGAACGAGAAAGAGAAGCAUAGAGCAUAUUAUUUGCAAGGUUUAGAACAUUUGUAUCGCUUUGUUGUGGGUGGAAUUGGUGGAGGUAAGCCGUUCUGUACAAUAUCUCAUCAUUAAGCCACAACGACGUCAUAUACUGACACAAUCACAAAGUGUAGUUAACCGCAUCAAAGUAACGACCAUAUACAGUAAGAUAUAGGCAACACUAUUUUUCCGAACAAUUUAUGGAACGAAUUAAAUAACACAGUUCCACUUUGCUUCUACGUGAGAGUGGUGCGUGUCUUAUCCGAUACCAUAAACGCUAUAAACGUCCCUUGCAUUAUUAUAUGUGCUUGUAAUACUUUUAUUUUAUUUUUUAUUUUAUAAGAUUCGCCAAACAUAACAGACAUAAAUAAAGACUAAUACUUUACAAAAUUUAUACAUACAAUUCGGGCAGGGACUAACCACAGAGAUAAUAGUGCUGUGCGCCGGAGUUCUGCCGGAGCUCCGGCGGUUUUUCCGACGCCGGAGCCGGAGCAGAAUUUUGUAUGCCGGAGCCGGAGUUACGUUUUCCCAGCUCCGGCAAAAUGACAAGAAAACAACAUGAAAUGAGACAAAUGUCAAACAAUUGUUAGUUACUGCAAACUGCCAAUUGCUGUUAAUGAAUUCAUCAUAGGCUCAAACUGCCACAGCCCACAGGAACAGCGUCGAAAAGCUGUAAUACGAUCGCAACUUGCAAACGUCAUGCUUUCAUGAAGCCAUCUGACUUAGCGCUACAUACUGUAGUCUGUGUAUUCAUGCCUUGUAGAUAACGAAAAAGUACAAAACAAAUAAAUAUCAACCUUUUGAAAAUGACAGAGUACUUUGUUUGCGUGCGAACAAUUGCGCUGUGGAGUCUGAGAGUGUUAGCGUCAUGCCUCGCAUCAUGCCUCGUGUCAAAGAUUUUUCGAGGCUGGUUUCCAUAUAGAUAUUUUCUGCGUGGUUAAGUGUUUUCACUGUUUUGUUUCCUGAGUUAUGUUAUCUGAUAAUUAGGAAGCGCGAAAAGGGUUAUUUAUAAUAAUAUUAAUAAAUGUUCUCUGAUUGUAAAACACUUAUUUAAUAUUAUAUGAUGUGGCCGGAGCCGGAGCUCAGAGCUGUAAUUCGGCCGGAGCCGGAGCCGGAGAUGAAAAACCGGAGUUUGCACAGCACUAAGAGAUAAUCUCCAAUUAUGGGGUCCCUUACAAUAAGUUACAAUAUACCGGUAUAUAUACAUUAAAAACAACUUAUGCUAAAAUGUCAAAAACAUGUCCUCACUAUAAUAAGCUAUCAAGAGACCAAGUUGAAUGGCAUUUGACGCACACUGACUUAAAUGUUCUAGGAUUGUCCGGGUUGUGCCAAUACCAGACUGGGAGAAUACCAAUAGCCCGCGUAGUCGUUCCCUGUAUGUUGUGGCAGUUCUGUAAGGAAGGGAAAGGAUGACGCGACGUUGAGCACAUUCUAUUAACAGUAUGUCGGUGACAGGUUGAGGUGCCCACACCUGGCUGACAUAUCCUAACUUGCUGCGCACUGAGGACAGGUACAAGACCUUUCGCACGUGGAUGUUAUGCGUGUCGGAGGCUGUUCAAUUAAUGAAGCCUAGCAUUGAGCUCGCUUUUGAUGUUAUUUGUUCAACCUGUUUCGUCCACUUGAGAUCUUUUGUGACAACAAUCCCAAGGUCUUUUUGAUGACAUAAUUGCUUCAGAGGACUAUCCAGUAUAGUUUAUAUUCUAUUGUGACUGGUUGGCAACUUCUUGUGAAGCUCAAUACUCCGCAUUUAGAUGUAUUUAAGUCCAUCUUCCAGGUAGUACACCAUGCAAUUUACGAGAUUAUUCAGAUCAUUCUGCAGACCUUCGCAAUCGGGUAAAUCUUUCACUAGACGGUAGCACUUGGUAUCGUCUGCAAACAUUGCCACAGUUGAUUCACCCAAGAUGGAAUGUGGAAGAUCGUUCACAUAUACUAGGAAAAGGAGGGCCCCCAAGAUUGAUCUAUGAGGAACUCCAGACAAUACAGGUAGUGUACCCGAGGUCUUAGCCAGAACAGUGACUCUUUGGUAGCGGUCAGAGAGAUAAUUUUCAAAACAACAGUAGGUCACCUCUUAUUCCAAACUUGUGAAGUUUAGCCAACAAAAGCUUAUGACUAACCUUGUCAAACGCUUUUGCAAAGUCCAGAUACACAGCGUCAACUUAAUUGGUUUCGACUGUGUGCGGAGUUCCGCAGGGAUCAAUUCUUGGCCCCUUGCUGUUUUUAUUAUAUAUUAAUGAUUUACCCGAAUGCCUCGAAAAAACUUCGCCACACCUAUACGCUGAUGAUACUCAAAUUUCUACUUCUGCCAAAACUAUUGAGGAACUUACUGAAAAUCUAAAUAAUGACCUGAAAAAAGUCGGUGAGUGGCUUGCUCGAAAUAAACUGCAACACCACCCAACUAAGACCAAAUUAAUGUAUAUCGGUUCAAAGUAUAAUACUGAUACUAUGACUUAUGAUAUUCCAGUAAUGAUGAAUAACCAAUUCAUAACUCUUGCUCAUUCAUACACAUGCCUUGGGGUUAAACUUGAUGAAAACCUUAAUUGGCAUGAGCAUGCAUGUUGAAAUGAUUUGUAAGAAAGUUGGGGCCGGCAUAGGAGCAAUGCAACGAAUUAAGCCAUAUGUUCCUAUAAAUACCCUGCAUACCAUUUACAGAGCUUUGAUAGAACCGUAUUUUGAUUAUUGUAGUCCAUUAUGGGACGUCUGUAACCAACAGCUGAAAGAUAAGCUUCAAAAGUUCCAAAACCGUGCAGCGAGAAUUAUAACCGGCGCCAGCUAUGAAAUAAGGUCUGCUGAUGUUCUUCGAUCCCUUGCUUGGGAAAAUUUAGAGAUAAGACAACGUACAACUAAAUCCACAUUAAUGUAUAAAGUCCUGAAUGAUUGCGCUGGGCCGAACUUGAAGGAUGCUCUAACGAGAAGGGACCUUGUUCAAACCAGUUAAUCAUAUGUAAACUAUACAAUUAGUGAAAGACUAACAUUCCAUAAUGUAAAAAUAACAAAUAAGCAUUUAUAAUUUUGUCCUAUAAGAUAAGGGUUAUGUAUGUAUAUAUAAAAUUAGCAUAUACUCGGGAGUUGUGUAGUGCUUUUCAAGCAAUUUGAUUGGUUGCUCAGCCCCGCAUAUCCUUGCACUAUUCACCACGGGAAAAAAACAAAAUGGCUUCCCGUUUCGUUCCGGUUACAGACAAGAAGAUGUUUUUACUAAACCGAGCGGCCGUUUCGAAAGCCACAACGUUUUGUUCAACAGUGUGUAGAGGUAUCCUUCAAAGCUACAAUGAAUAAAAGUACUAAAAGCUUGCAAAUACUGUUUUGGUUACAACAUCGUUUACAACUAUUACGGGAGCUGAAAUACAAUUUGUUUUAAAAAUAUUUUCUUUGUUUUUUGGUCAUUUUUGUUUUGUUGUGGUAGAUGCUAAAACAAUUAUUCACCUCAGUGUCGGUGAAUAGUCAAUAGUGCAAGGAUAUUCACAUCAACGCUUCGCGUUUCAGUCCGAGCGCUUGUGAAUAAUGGUAGGUUUAUAUUAGUAUGGCAUAUAUGCAUUGAGAGGUUUGCUCGAAAGGCGCCUCUAUAUGUUAUAUCUGUAGGAUAGUUUUACAUUUAUAAUAACAAGGCCAGUAAAUCUGUUAGUUCGCUUUUUGUGAAAAUGUAAGGCGAGAAUUUUUUAUUCAUUGGUUUACGGAUCCGCCGACCCUAAGUAUUCAGAAAGUAAGAAUUAUAAAAAUUUUGAAUGUCUAAUAAUUCUACGAUUUUAGUUAAUUUGGGGUUCUGCGGAUAUGAAGUACACACACGCCAAGUAAACUUUGUCACUUUGACUCUAAGUACACUGGUGGCUCAUGUUAUCGUUGUGACAAUCAAUAUGGAGAUUAGCCAUGUUUUUCCAAGUAGAAGUUAUUAAAUGUUUAGAAGAUAAAAACAUUGAUUUUAGAUGUACUCAGUGUGUUUUUAAAAAAUUUUCCCGACCGACCGACCUGUUUUUUUUUUUAAAUGUCAAAUCCGUAAACCAAUAAAUAAAAAACAUCUCACCUAAGUUAGUGGAUCUGGUAAUGAUAAAGCGACGUAAGGUGCUAAGGGUAUGUUCUUUGUGUUAAGCCACUGGAGUUACUGCUGUGUACCCAAUCGAUCUUGUUAAAACAAGGAUGCAGAACCAGCGAGCUGUUGGCGCUGAAGACAGAUUAUACAAGAACAGUUUUGAUUGCUUUUUUAAAGUGCUUCGAAAUGAGGGAUUCAGGGGCUUGUAUAGAGGUAUGAUGCUCUUUACCUAAUAACAGGUCACGUUAGACCUUUAUUGACUCAUGUACACGUUAAAUACUUUUGUAGCCAUUUGUUCUUUACAAGCAUCUAAAGAAUAUAAUUAUGAAAAUGUUACUGUAAGUCAUAAUGAGUUUUAGUUGUCAUUGUCGUCGGCUGUGGCGGUGUGCUGGUAUUGUUUACUUUUCUUGUCUUGUUCUUUGUUAAUGUUAAUGUUAAUGUUAAUGUUAAUGUUAAUGUUAAUGUUAAAGGAUUAGUGUCAGGGUCAUGCAUUGCGGGCUUUUGUUAUUGUUUACAUUUUACUCAAAUACAACAAAUAGCGAUAAAAAUACCUUGUUUGGUACAUUUCUGAUAAAAAUUAGACAAAAAGAGCAAGGAUUAGAAAAGGAUCUUUUAAAUAUAUGACGGAUUGUAAAAACUUUCCAGAUCAUCUAAUCUAUUCGUCCCGAAAAAUGGCCACCAGUAGGAGUUUGAGCCCGCGAAUUCCUGGUGUGACACUAAUCCUUUAAUGUUAUUGUUAUUGUUGUGUAAUAAGUGAUGUUACUGUUGUUAUAUAUUAUAGUUGCGGUUGUAAAUUCGCUGUUACUGUUGUUGAUGUACUCUAUGUUGCUGUUAUAUGUUUUUUUGUUGUAUGAUGUUCUAUGAUGUUUUAUGUUGUUGUAUGUUGUUGUUGUUGUUGUUGUUGUUGUUGUUGUUGUUGUUGUUGUUGUUGUUGUUGUUGUUGUUGUUGUUGUUGUUGUUGUUGUUGUUGUUGUUGUACAUGAUGAUCAUUACAGUACAGGUAUAUGUUGUUUAUCCGCGGGCGUGAUGCAUGUAUUUUUAUUUAUUUUAGGUAUAAUACCACAAUUAAUUGGUGUGUCUCCUGAGAAAGCAAUCAAAUUAUCUGUAAAUGAAAUAUUUUUGUAAUUUUUUUUUUUUGGGGGGGGGGGUUGGGGGAGGCAUUGAAAUCUUUAACUUCUCUCUAACUACAAUAAUGGUUUAUUUCUAUUCUUUAUUUCUUGCUGUUUUUCUAGACGAACGAUUUUGUGAGAGACAGAAUGAAAACCGAGGAUGGUUUUAUCUCGAUCAGUGCUGAAAUUGUCGCCGGUGGUUGUGUAUGUAUUCUAUUUUAAUAGGGAUAUAGUGAACCACUUCAGAACAUUACUACAAUUAACGUACCAUUAUACACUCACUGUCAGGCUUCUAGGUCUGGACUAUUCUUUAAUUCCUUUUAAAUAGUAUUAAAUUACGCAUUUUUUAUUUUCAUAUGAGUGAAAUUAGCUGUGUGUCCGAACAGGGUUCGAAUCAUGGAUACAAUGUAGAUUUGUAUUUUGGAAUCCUUAGUAAUUGUAUAUUUUAUGAAAAUUGUUCAAUUUCUUAUAUACCAUUAAGGAUUUGGGAUUGGCUAUAUGCAGGACAAACAAUGUGUGGUAAAAAUGAAAAAAAUAAAGACUAAAGCAUUCUUAAGAGGCUGUCUCCGUAAAAACCUCCAGGUCGAUAUGGGGCUCAAAAAUAGAUUUCUCUCAUAUUCUAGUAUUUUGAAGAUCUAUCCUUGGGAACAACUAAAAUCGAUGUCAUUUUACUCAAAUUUCCUUUAAAUUAUUUUGGGGGGCGAUUGAUGUUCGAUCGACUGGUAACCAACUUGAUACUCCGAAUGAAGGCCAAAUAUCGACAUAUUUUCAGCGCUAUUUUUUAAAUCAAAUUCAUUCCUAUAUUUCAAAAUGUUUGAUCAGAAAUAUAGACUUAUCCUUCUAUUUUCGCGGGUGAUAUGACUUAGAUCAUUAUUCUUUGGUAUAAAAUAGAAAACAGCGCAGUUAUUGACCCUCCUGAACGGAUAAAGGAUAUCAUCUCAAAAUAUGUCAACUUCGAAAGCUUAUUUCAAAAUCGUGGCACUUGAUUGGCACAUGACUUUAACUUUUCUAUAAACUACUAACAUUAGUCAACACAAAUCGCCAAUAAUAUCUUUCUGAUCUACCAUUUGACAAAAAUAACAAGCGCGCAAACUUUGUAAAAUUUGAAAAUGUGUCGAAAUCGAGCAUACUUUAUCGGUAAACAUAAUUAUUGAUAUUAACAGAUAAAAUCACAUUACACUACACUGAAUGAAGCUUGAUUAUGUAAAUAUAUGUCUUUCAUCAUUAUUUUUUGGUUUGGCUCUUGAAUCAAAUUGUUUGAGUACAGUUUGGCUUCACGGAUAGAGUCAUUCAAUGCCAGUAUGUCCAGUGUCUUGUGCGCGCCUCAAUGCCACGAGUCCUGAUUGUGACAUACUAUACAAUCUUCGCUCUGUUCGCUUUGUUUACCUCUUUAACAAAUACCUUUACCUGUUUAACAAAUAACAAUGUUCAAUGAAAUUGGAAAACUCAGAAUUAGUCAUACUACAGACAGAAUUUUCAUCGUUUUUAAACUGUUUUAUUAAAGUUUCGUUAGAAUGUACGAAUUAAAUCUCGGGGAAAACCCCGGGCCCUGGCCGAAAGAAAUCAGAAAUGUAUACUCGCUGUGAUGUCAAAUGUCAAUAUUUCGUUAGUUUCGCUCAGUAUAGUUUUCUAGCAAAUGAAUUGUCUCUAGGUUUAGAAACAAUUAUCAAUGAAACUAGAAUUCAAGUAAGUCACGGUUCUGUAUAAAAAAUCAACUUUUUCAGGCCGACCCUGGAUCACUUUGCUCAAGGCUAUGCUUCAAGAAUUUAUAUUAUUUCUUAUUGUAUAUAAAUAUGCGAAUAUUUUGAUAUAAUACAAAACAAUUCAGCGCAAACAGCUGUAACCGAUUUGAACGUCUCAGUUAUUUAAUCAAUGUUAUUCCUUUUUUCAGUAACAAUUAGAAAGGUUCUGAAAAUUAGAAUUAAUUUAUAUUCUUCUUUCCGACAAGCUUUAAUAAAAGGUGACAAAUUUGCAAGUGAUAACUAAUGUCAUUCUUACACGCCCGCAACUUCGAAGAACAGUCUACUGUGUCUCGGAAUUUUCCACACUCAGAAGUAGAAAAGGAACAUUUCUACAUUAUUGCUUACCGUCAUUCUCAUCUGUCAACAUAAAAUCUACUGUCGGUUGAAAUCGUUUAGGUUUACCUAACGUUGCGUGAUCACAAAUUGCGGCUGUAGUAGAAGUAGAACACCAUUAUUGUAAACACAAAAACCUCGUGCAAUACUGUCUAAGACCACUAUUUAAUUCAAUACAAAGAAAGGGAAAUCAGAGAGCAACGAAACAGUUCAUCGUCAUUUGAUUGACAUGUUUACGCUCAGCGAGUACAUUUCUUUCGGUUAGGAGUUUUCCCCGAGAUUAAUUCGUACAUUUAUAAAACGAAACUUUAUAGAACAGUUUAAGGUAAACAAACCAAUGAAAAUUAUGUCUGUAGUAUGACUAAUUCUGAAUUUUCUAAUUUCUUUGAGACAUUUAAUUUACAGGAGGUAAACAAAGCGAACAGAGCGAAGUUCGUAUGUCACAAUCAGGACUCAUGGCAUUGAGGCGCGCAGAAUUCGAACACACUGGACACACUGGCAUUGAAUGACUAUCCUUGAAGCCAAACUGUACAGUCAAACAAUUUCAUUCGAGUGCAAAACCAAAGAAUAAUGAUGAAAGACAUAUAUUUACAUAAUCAAGCUUCAUUCAGUGUAGUGUAAGGUGGUUUUAUUUGUUGAUAUCAAGAAUUAUGUUUACCGAUAAAGUAUGCUCGAUUUCGACACAUUUUCAAAUUUUACAAAGUUUGCGCGCUUGUCAUUUUUGUCAAAUGGUAGAGCAGAAAGAUAUUAUUGGCGAUUUGUGUUGACUAAUCAAUCAAGUGCCACGAUUUUGAAAUAAGCUUUCGAAGUUGACAUAUUUUGAGACGAUAUCCUUUAUCCGUUCAGGAGGGUCAAUAACUGCGCUGUUUUCUAUUUUAUACCAAAGAAUAAUGAUCUAAGUCAUAUCACCCGCGAAAAUAGAAGGAUAAGUCUAUAUUUCUGAGCAAAAAUUUUGAAAUUUAGGUAUGAAUUUGAUUUAAAAAAUAGCGCUGAAAAUAUGUCGAUAUUUGGCCUUCAUUCGGAGUAUCAAGUUGGUUACCAGUCGAUCGAACAUCAAUCGCCCCCAAAAAUAUUUUUUAGGAAAUUUGAGUAAAAUGACAUCGAUUUUAGUUGUUCCCAAGGAUAGAUCUUCAAAAUACUAGAGUAUGAGAGAAAUCUAUUUUUGAGCCCCAUACUCACCUGGAGGUUUUUACGGAGACAGCCUCUUAAUACCCUGUUUCCCCCAAACGGUUUUUUAAGCAUUCUUUUUGAAGUGUGUAUAAUAAUAAUAAUAUUAUUUUAAUUUAUAUACAGUUCCAAUACAGUUCUCCAUGUUUUCAAUAACAGUAUAGAUUCACUAGUUUUGUGAUUAGGGCAAAAUGAAAUGUAGAUCUCAUGCACUGUCGUCUGCAUAGCAGUGAACAUUUGGAAGAUGUUUUUUUAAUAAUUUCUGAUAACUUGCUAUUGUAGAUCGUAAAUAGCAAUGGCCCUAAGCAAGAUCCCUGUGGUACACCAUGUUCGAUGUCAAACCUUUUUGGACGUGUUUCAUUAAUUAUUACAAAUCGAGUUCUUCCCGAUAGAUACGAGGGUAACCACAGCAGAACUUUGUCCUGAACACCAAUUAGUGUUUAGAACGAUAACCUAAUUGCUAAUUCAAAAGAGUCAAAAUGAUGGUAAAGGGGCCAUUUUUUGUCAUUUUGACCCCAGAAGGCCAGAACGACCCUUUUCCCGUCGUUUUCACUUUGAAUUUACAGUGCAUAUCAGUACCAGUGCAAGUUUCUGUUUUUCUCGUUAGGCGGGUGCAUCUCAAGUCAUGUUCACCAAUCCGAUCGAAAUCGUAAAAAUCCGUCUGCAAGUGGCGGGCGAGUCAGGUCUGAAAGUCAAUGCGGUGAAUAUCGUCAAAGAACUUGGUCUCAAAGGUCUUUACAAGGUUUGAAUCAGGAUACUAUAUAGGAUACUGCAGUCUGAACGCUGAAUAAACAACCAGUUCGUAAUGUCGAAUGCGUAUCCAAAUGCAGCUGAAAUUGAAUGAAUAUGAAAAUAUCAAAACUGGAUGUACUCAAUUGUUCAAUGGGACUGAACUGCAAUGCGACUUGAAUAUGCAGAAAUUGCUCGAAGUACGGCGCAGAACGCGUCAUGGGAUGCGCAGUUGACACUAUAAACUGGUAUAUAUAGAUUAAGAGUUCAUUUAAAGAUUCCUUUAUUUAUACAGAAUACUUUCUUUUUAAUGAAGGGAGCAAGAGCUUGUUUUCUUCGAGACAUUCCGUUUUCCGCAAUCUACUUUCCAGUGUACGCCCACUUGAAGUCAAGUUUCUCUGAUGAAAAUGGCUUUACCAAGUGGUACAAUCUCCUUGCUGCAGCCGCAAUUGCUGGUAAUUUUUGUCUACUUGGUAGUUCCAAUUUUACCAUAUUUUGGAGUUUAUAGUAGAGCAUGGUGUACACUUUUUUUUUGUAAUAAACGGUUUUAAAAUAUUGAACAAGGACACAAGAAACACAAGUAGGAGAUACAGUUAGAGCGCGCUUUCCCGUACUGCUGAGGUAAAGUUUGCCACUUCAUUUCAAAGAUGGGUGGCUACUACGCACAGACUUGAUAUGUUUGAAAACUCAUUUUAUUAAAUGGUCCCCUCCGGUUUUCCUUCCUCACCAAAAACUAAACCUUUCGUCUUAGUUAUGCUCCAUGAUAUGACAUGGGUCAUAUGGGUGGCAACUAGAGGCGAUCUAGUAUCAGCCCUCGAUACGAUCACGUUUGGUUGACAGUAUAGGUUCCUAGGUUCCUUACAAUUCAGUACACAGCUUUCUCCCUAAAUUUACACUGUAAACAUUUAAUAUAUUUUAGUGUAUAGAGAAUCUUUGCAGAGCGGAGUAAUAUUGUAAUCGUGUUUAUUACAUAGGCUGUCCAGCUGCAUUCUUUUGUACACCGUUUGAUGUAGUAAAGACUCGUCUUCAGGUCAGUAACGUCUUUCUGUAACUCCUGGUAAUAAUCCACGGUUCGCACUCCAAAUGAAUUCGCAGUUUUUAGCAAUUUCGUUAUUUUUGAACUUUUAUCAUCAGGUAAAAGCACGUCAAGGGCAAGAAUCAUACCGCGGUGUUAUCGAUGCCGCGUCGAAAAUUUGGAGGCAAGAAGGAGGUCGAGCUUUCUGGAAAGGAGGACCAGGUACGUACUGUAUGGUGGUCAGCUUGAAAGGUUCUGAUUCACUAUUAUCAACAAAUUAAGUCAUUUUAUAAAUCGACCCUAAAAUUAACAAUAAACUAACGAACAAACAUUGAAUCUGAAAAUUAAACAACAACGGCGGCGACAACAACAACAGCAGCAGCAGCAGCAGCAGCAGCAACAACAACAACAACAACAACAACAACAACAACAACAGCAACAACAACAACAACAACAACAACAGCAACAGCAACAGCAACAGCAACAGCAACAACAACAACAACAACAACAACAACAACAACAACAAGUAGUGAGAAAACAGUUUAUAGAAUAUAUAGAUAAACACUUCCAUUAUAAUUACUGUACUGUAUAUUAUUAAGAAGAUGGUAUACUUAAUUUUGGUACCAGUUAUUAGAUACAUUUCUUUCAUAAUUUUUCAGCUCGAGUUUUCCGUUCCUCUCCUCAAUUUGGAGUUACUUUGUUGACGUACGAAAUAAUUCAGCGACAUUUCUACUUCGAUUUUGGCGGGUAAGAUAGUUUUGUUACUUUGGACGAGAAAAUCUAUUGGAAGCUAUUCAAUUUGCCAGGAUCCCAUUGUCAGCAUCGAUUUCAAACUUUUGUUUCGUGCGCAGUCAAGGAAGCUAAGCAAGCGUCCAUAGGAUCACAAUUUUGUCUCCAUUUCAAGCUAAUGUUUCGUGUACAGUCAAGCUGAUUUUGCAAGUGUCUAUAUUAAAGCCGGUUUUCCAAUAGGCGCAAUCUUGCGCGCGGAGUGGAAUUUUUCUUUGUCUUUUCUAAUUAGUUCCAUCCGAGAAAUCACAAGAGAAAAAUUCCGCUCCGAGCGCAAAAUUCCACGUACUGGAAAAUCGGCCUACAGGUAUGCUGUAUACACCAUUUUGUUUUUGACAUUUAGUGCUCCUAAAACGGAAAUGAAGCCAGUCAAUCCUGACAUAUCACUUCAUGCAGACCAUAUUGGUGGAUUACGUUUAGCUGUUGCGUCAUUCGCUGGAAUAGAAACUAAAUUUGGACUAUGUCUUCCUGUUUUUCAAUCUCCGAGUGAUAGAGCUAAGAAAUAAUAUAGAAUUUCAUACUCCUGUUAAAUAUAUAUAGAAUGAAAUCAUAUCAAAGAAUUCUUAACUACCAAGCACCAUUUAAUAGAAAUUAAUUUGCAGUAUGAUUUCUUGUUUUUUAACCUCCAAGUAAUAAGAUCGUUCAGUCUAAGAAGUACUACAAUUUCAUGCUCUUGCUAAUUGGAAUAUUUCCAGAAAUCAUCUUUGCGAAUUCUGAACCAACGUUUGUAUAUUAAAGCAUGCAUUUUUAUAGAGCUCAUGCAGUGAUUCAGAAUUCAUUUUUUUCUCUUCAAUUCUCUUCUGCCCUUUUACAGUAUAUUAUUAUCAUCACAGUAUGUUAAAUCAUAUGGAA